Messenger RNA from Scomber scombrus (Atlantic mackerel), 2455 nucleotides. RefSeq names its product tight junction associated protein 1 (peripheral) (gene tjap1). Gene Ontology annotation, biological process: Golgi organization. The record is from RefSeq and is a predicted model, not a curated record. Gene Ontology annotation, cellular component: trans-Golgi network. Lineage: Eukaryota; Metazoa; Chordata; Actinopteri; Scombriformes; Scombridae.
CCCCCCCCUCCCUGCCUGCCUGCCUCCUCGCCCCACCGGAGGAGCACAGCGGAGCUCGGGCUAAAGUUUCCCCUCCUCCCUGCACCUCUCUGCGGGGCUGUUACAGGAGAACCGGGCCGAGCCGAGACAAACCGAGCCGUACUGCAGGUCGUUGGACGGCCGAGCUUCACAUGCUCAGAGGAAGAGGAGGAGGAGGAGGAAGAGAAAGAAGAGAAAGAGAGACAGAAGCUGGUGUGAGUGUGUGAGGACGGACGCUACAGAGACCAUGAAGAGUUUCCUGUGCUGACGUAGCAGGUGUUUAUUGAAGUCAGCUGUGGAGCAGCUCACACCUCAGGACUGACACACGACAGGAAGGAAGGAAGAAGGAGGGUCCAGGAUGACGAGCGCGGCCCCGGCCAGGAAGCCGUAUCGAAAGGCUCCGCCGCAGCACCGUGAGACGCGUCAUGCCUUGACCGCCGCUCCGCCCCCGCCGGCACCGCAGCUCGAUGUCAAUCAGGAGGCUUUAUCAGACUCUGACCGGAUCAGAAUCCUCCAGCAGCAGAACGAGGACCUGCGCCGCCGCUUGUCUCUCUCGACGCACAAGAUGGAGGCGAUGGAGGCGGAGUUCGACGGCAGCCGCCACUACAUGGAGGCGGAGCUUAGCCGCACCCGGGACGACCUCGACAAGAUGAGGGACAAGUUCCGCAGACUCCAGAACAGCUACACAGCGUCUCAGAGGACCAAUCAGGAUCUGGAGGAGAAGCUUCACGCUCUGCUACGGAAGGUGGAGAGGGACAAAAAGACGAUGGACCAGGAGAUCGUAGAGCUCACCAACAAACUGCUGGACGCCAAGAACACCAUCGACCGUCUGGAGGAACUCAACGAGCGCUACAGGCAGGACUGUAAUCUCGCCGUCCAGCUGCUCAAAUGCAACAAGUCGCACUUCAGGAACCACAAGUUUGCUGAUUUGCCCUAUGAGCUUCAGGAUAUGUUGAAUAAACAUAUGAAGAGCAGUCUCCCAGAGCGAGGUCCGGCUUCCGGCUCUCAGGAUCCAGACACUCUGAGUCUGACUCCGGCCGACGUCGUUCCAACGUCUGUGAUCGCUCGCGUCCUGGAGAAACCAGAACCGCUGCUGCUGAACUCGGCUCAGUCCAGCAGCUGCAGCCGACCCGUCGCCGAGGACGUGUUCGUGCACGUGGACAUGACGGGCCCGCCGCCGAGCGCCGAGGUCCGCGGCCGCGAGAACGGCCAGGAGGCGACGCAGCAGAACGGUUCCUGCCGCAGUCAGAGCAGCCUGGACGGCCAAUCGGGCGGCGAGGAGGGCGGCGGGGGCGGGGCUCCGUCCUUCGAGAAGCUGAACCCGUACCCGGCGCCGCAGCACCCCCACCCGCUCUACCCGGGCCGCAAGGUCAUCGAGUUCUCCUCCGACGACAAAGUGAAGAUCCCCAAAAACAGUCCGCUGCCUAACUGCACCUACGCCACGCGCCAGGCCAUCUCACUCAGCCUGGUGCAGAACGAAGACGAGCGCCAGACGCCAGGAAGCCCCGCCCCCUCCUCCUCCUCCGGUGGCGGGGGCGGAGCCAACCAGCGCACCCCCCCCUCACAGCGGGACGCAGCCAGCGAGCCGCUGUCCAGCCAAUCGAGUCCCUUCAGCAGCCCACCACAGGCCCCCAGCGUGUUGGCCAGCUCCGGUUCCUCUGAGGAGGAUCUGCUCGCCAACUGGCAGCGGAUGUUUGUGGAGAAGAUGGCGCCGAGCUGCGACGGCUCGGUCGUCCACCGCACGUCGUUCAGCAGCCAGACGGCUCAGGAGCUGCAGCGGCGGAGGGGGGGGGGCGGCGGGGGGCGCGGCCUCCUCCUCCGACCGCCACGAGCCGCCUACUCCGACGGCGAGGAAGGCUCGUCCGCCCGCAGCUGGACGCCGAGCCGCGGCUCCAGCCUCGACACCGACACGGACACGGAGCCGCGGCGGCGGGGGGGGCGCUACGGGGGCGACGGCGGCUCGGUGGAGGAGGGGGAGGGGCUGCUGAUGAACCUGGAGGAUGACGCCGGCAGCGGGGACACGGCGGUCACCAUGGCGACCAGCCCGGCCGACGCCCGCGGCAAAGAGCUGGCGGAGGAGGAGGAGGAGGACGACGAAGAGGAGGAGCGAGACGUUCUCCCCCGCGAGCUGCCCGUCAUCUCGCCCCGUCUCCUUGACUACACCCCGCCCUCGCCACCGCCGCCCCCCCCGCGGCCCCAGAAGAGCCCGAAGCGGAUGGGCGUGCACCACCUGCACCGCAAAGACAGCCUGACCCGAGCCCAGGAGCAAGGCACGCUGCUGGACUAAACCCCCCUCCUCCUCCCCCCCACCGCUGCUGCUGUCUCCAUGACAACUGACCCGCCGUCACUGAGGUCAGAGGUCACGCCCAUCCAGGAUAUAGCCAUACUCUACCGUAUGCUGCCGAGCUCGCUGCGUGUGUGUGUGAGGUCAGCUGUG